Molecule: messenger RNA, 2631 nt
Organism: Dinoponera quadriceps
Lineage: Eukaryota; Metazoa; Arthropoda; Insecta; Hymenoptera; Formicidae
Gene: Arc2
Exons: 3
Coding region: 1-2631 (876 amino acids)
Molecular function (GO): nucleic acid binding; zinc ion binding
Source: RefSeq, a predicted model, not a curated record
AUGCGCAAGUGGGGUUGCGCCUUUUACGGCCGCGAUUCCCUGACAUUUCUCGAACGAGUGGAGGAACUCAAUGAGGGAUACGGGUUCUCCGAAAGAGAUCUCCUCCGGGGAUUGCCUGAGCUGCUCCGCGGAGACAGUCUCUUGUGGUAUCGCAACAACCGGACCACAUGGCAGACCUGGGACGAUUUUGAACAAGAUCUCCGAGAGCAAUACCUACCUCCAAGAUAUCAGGCGCUCCUAAAGAAGGAGAUUAACAAACGUCUCCAGAAACCCGGAGAGCUCUAUGCGCACUUUGAGACCGAGCUUCUGACGAAAAUGCGCCGAGCCGGAUACUACGCGGACGAGGAACGUCUCCUGCAGCUUUAUGACAACCUCCAGCCGGACUAUAAGCUGUACAUCCGGAUCGCCGACGUUCGGUCGAUCAGGGACCUUCGCCAAAGAGCGAUGGAGUACGAGGCCAUCAACCGGAAGCGCCAGGAAAGUUGCGCCCGGACUCUGCCGCCCCGACCCGCUGCCAUCGAUGCCACCGCGUACGAGCGGAGCAUGUGUUGCUGGCGCUGCAAACAACGUGGGCACACGCGCCUCCAAUGCCGGAGGCCGGCCAGGAAGUUCUGCUCCCAGUGCGACAGGGACGGCGUGCUGACGUGCGAAUGCCACCCGGUCCCGGGAAACGGCCAAGAGGCCAGCGCCGCGUCCAGCGACGACCGGCCCGUACAAUCCACAUCACUUACCGACCACGACCGCACGCCAGUACACCAGGAGGCUCCUCCGCUUCACCAUACCAUCCGGUUGGCCGACGGGGCCACCAUUCAGCCCACCAAGGCGAUUUGUCUCCCUAUACGGAUCGGGACGCAAACCUUGAACCACCGAUGUUACGUGGUACCGAGUCUCGAAAGCGACAUCCUCAUCGGCAUCGACUUGUGGGCCAGGCUGCAGAUACCGCUGCCGCCGCCACCGAAGGGAUAUUCAGACGCGAUUCCGGCAUUAUGCCCGGUCUCUGCCGGGUUGAGAUCGCGUACGCCCGACGAGGAAACCACCCUCAAGGAGUUCCUCGCCUCCGAACUCGCCGCGUUCGAGCGAAUACGCGGACCCACGGACCUCGUGGAACACCGAAUCCGAUUAAAGGAUCCACGGCCGAUUAAACAACGAUAUCGUCCGCGCAACCCGGCGAUGCAGCAGAUCAUCGACGACGAGGUAAGCCAGAUGGAGGCCGAAGGCAUUAUCGAACCUUCCGAUAACGCCUGGAGCUCACCCGUCGUCACCGUGAAGAAGCGUGAUGGAGCGCCACGAUUCUGCAUCGACUUCCGCCGGCUUAAUGACGUCACUGAGCGCGAUGCCUAUCCACUGCCGCAUAUAGCCGCCACCUUAGAUAAACUCCGCGGAGCGCACUAUCUUACUACGCUAGAUUUAAAAAGUGGAUAUUGGCAAAUCCCGCUCGCCCCGGAAAGCAAAGCGUUGACCGCAUUCACGGUGCCCGGGCGUGGCCUGAUGCAGUUCCGGGUGAUGCCCUUCGGACUGCACUCCGCGCCCGCCACGUUCCAGCGACUUCUCGACCGCGUACUAGGACCAGCGUUGGAGCCACAUGUCUUCGUAUACCUAGACGAUAUUAUUAUAGUAAGCGCUACGUUUUCGGAACACCUCCGACAUCUCUCAAAGGUAUUCCGCCGCCUCCGCGCCGCUCGCCUACGAAUAAACCCCGACAAAUGCCGAUUUGGAGUCGAGAGCCUCAAAUAUCUGGGGCACGUGGUUGAUCGGGAAGGCCUUCGAACAGACCCCGACAAGGUCGCUGCCAUCACCAACUGGCUAACACCGGCCACUCUACGACAAGUCCGCCAGUUCCUAGGACUUGCCUCGUGGUACCGACGGUUCGUGGCCGGAUUUUCCAAACGAGUCGCGCCUCUGACGCGCCUCACCCGCAAGGGAGUCAAGUGGGCCUGGGGCGAAGCCGAGGAAGCCACCUUCCAAGACAUCAAGCGAGCUCUCGUCACCACGUCGGUACUGGCAUGCCCAGACUUCAUACGUAGCUUCGUCAUCCAAACAGACGCGAGUAACCACGGCCUCGGAGUAAUCCUAACGCAACACUUCCCGGAAGGAGAACGUGUCAUUGCGUACGGAAGCCGCACGCUCUCCAACGCUGAGAAAAACUAUAGCGCCACCGAAUUAGAGUGCCUGGCCGUGGUAUGGGGAAUACGGCGAAUGAGAGGGUACCUUGAAGGGUACCACUUCACCGUGAUCACCGACCACCAAUCGUUGCGAUGGCUUCAGCGACUGGAGUCACCCACCGGCCGACUCGCGCGAUGGCUGUUUGAUUUGCAACAAUACAGCUUCGAGAUCCGCUAUCGCAGAGGUUGCGCCAACAAAGUGGCCGACGCACUCUCCCGCCGAUCCGCCGUAUGCGCUCUCCGAGACAUCCGCUGCCCGUGCUUCAAAAAACUCCACAAAGGCAUUCGAACCGAUCCGACGGCGUGGCCAGACUAUACGAUACAACAGGGGCGGGUAUAUCGGCACCUCCUUCACGAGCUUGAUUUCCGGGACACCCCGCCAACGAACAAUGAAAAGAGUGCGUCCAACGCGACCAACGGAAUCAAAUCCUGCAGCAACUCCACGACGACCCAACAGCGGGACAUCUAG